UGUGAUUUCUCAAUCAAAACAAUGGUCUCCAGUGCAUGUUGCAAUACUUCCACUACUUGUAGUUCAGCUGACCUAUUUGCAGCAACCAUACGUGUCCUUGCAGCAGCGCAAUGUUGUUUUACUGACGAGUUUACAUCGGAUGUAGUAGAUAAACCGUUCUUUGACUUCAUUAUUGUUGGAGCAGGAUCUGCUGGUAGUGUUGUUGCUAACAGACUGAGUGAAAUAGGAAAAUGGAAAAUACUGCUAUUAGAAGCUGGAACAGAGCCACCUCCACAAGCAUUUGUACCAGCCCUCGCCAAUACAUUGAGGAAAACACAGUAUGAUUGGAAUUAUACCACUAUUAAUAAUGGCAGAACAAGUCAAGCUUUAAGAAAUGGAGAAGUAGAUUGGACGCGAGGUAGACUAUUAGGAGGAAGUAGCGAAUUAAACGGUAUGUUUUAUGUAAAGGGUAACAAGGAAGACUAUAAAUCUUGGUACGUAAAAGGCAACCCCAGUUGGAAUCCAGACAAUGUUUUUCGUUUUGAGAGAAAAGCUGAGUCAUUGCAAGAUGAAGAAUUAAAAAAUAAUCCUUUUGUCAGUAGAAACUAUGGCAAGAGAGGUCCACAAGUUGUGACUAGAUUCAACAGUACUCGGACGGAAUUACACGAACUAAUACUUGAAUCGUGGAGUUCUUUAGACAUCAAAAAAGUGAUAGACAUAAAUAGUGUAGAAUAUACAAGCCCCGGUAUAUGCAGUGUUGCAGUGUCUACCGCAGCAAGUGGCAUAAGAUUUGGUACGUACAGGUCCUACAUAUUACCAGCACGAGGAAGAAGUAACUUAAAAAUUGUAACCGAAGCAUUAGUAACUAAAGUGUUAAUAAAUGACAACAAAACAGCUUAUGGUGUGGAAGCUAAUGUAAAAGGCCAGAUCAAGGAAUUUUACGCAAAAAACGAAGUAAUUUUAUGUGCCGGUGCCAUUAAUUCGCCACAGCUUUUAAUGCUGUCAGGAGUAGGACCUCGUCAGCAUUUAGAGUCUAAAAACAUUAAGGUGAAAGUUAAUUCCCCGAGUGUUGGAAAAUUUUUGCAAGACCAUCUGAGAAUAAUAGUGCCCAUAUAUGGAGAUAAAUCGAAAUUUGACAGUAGAGACGAAAAGAACUGUGCUAUAGAAGAAUACUGUUGCAACAGAACCGGUUACUUAGCACAAGUGGGACUUGACAGCCUGUACUCGUUCUAUUCCUAUCAUCAGUAUUUAAAAUACCCAGAGUUACAGAAUCAUGUGCUCAUAACUUUCGAGAAUGCUACAACGUUUGCAAGGAAUGCGGGAUAUAAAGAAGAAGUCAUCAACUCACUUUUCCAAUAUUUUCCCGACAAAACUCUUUAUUUGUUCUUUGUUGUUCUGCUACAUCCGUAUUCUACCGGCUCCAUUUCGCUGAACACCUCCAGUCCAUACGACAAGCCUAUCAUAAACGCUAAUUAUUUCGGAGAUCGCCGUGAUCUUGUCCUAACUGCCAGAGGAAUUAACAUCUUGACAGAAAUCGUGAACACCAAAUUCUUCAGAUCCAUUAACGCUUACAUUCCAAGAAUAAAAUGGCCCGAAUGCAACAGAUAUCGUUUCAAUACGACUAGAUAUUGGAUGUGUUUCGCAAAAAAUACGGUUACAACUUUGUACCAUCCCUCGAGCACUUGUAGAAUGGGACCGAACCCUUUGGAUUCGGUCGUUGAUAAUUUCCUUAGAGUUCACGGAGUAAGAAAUCUUCGUGUCGUAGAUGCAAGUAUUAUGCCAAGUUUGACGAGUGGUAACAUCAACGGUCCGACUAUAAUGAUAGGUGAGAUGGGUGCUAGCAUGAUAAAGAAGGAUUACAAUAAAGAAUAGUA
Molecule: messenger RNA, 1853 nt
Organism: Aricia agestis (brown argus)
Lineage: Eukaryota; Metazoa; Arthropoda; Insecta; Lepidoptera; Lycaenidae
Exons: 4
Coding region: 22-1851 (609 amino acids)
Molecular function (GO): ecdysone oxidase activity; flavin adenine dinucleotide binding
Source: RefSeq, a predicted model, not a curated record